Molecule: messenger RNA, 480 nt
Organism: Suncus etruscus (white-toothed pygmy shrew)
Lineage: Eukaryota; Metazoa; Chordata; Mammalia; Eulipotyphla; Soricidae
Gene: TRIQK
Product: triple QxxK/R motif containing
Exons: 4
Coding region: 74-334 (86 amino acids)
Cellular component (GO): endoplasmic reticulum membrane
Source: RefSeq, a predicted model, not a curated record
UUCCCAGCAGGACCAGAAGUUCGUCGGCCCUUUUCUGAGGUGUGUGUCUCAGCAGGCAUUUUGGAAAUCAAAGAUGGGUAGAAAAGAUGCGUCUGCUAUAAAACUUCCUGUUGAUCAGUACAGAAAGCAAAUUGGUAAACAGGAUUAUAAGAAAACCAAACCUAUUUUACGAGCAACCAAAUUAAAAGCAGAAGCAAAGAAAACAGCAAUAGGAAUUAAGGAAGUUGGACUUUUACUUGCAGCUAUCUUGGCCCUCCUCCUGGCUUUCUAUGCUUUUUUUUAUCUCAGACUCUACACAGAUGCUGACCCUGAUCUGGGUUCAGAUGAAGAUUGACUGAGCAACAUGUAUGAAAGGGAAGUAAUUUUUUUUUAAAGCACUUCUUGGGACUAGAAUUUACUGAAGUAUUGAAACCAAACAUCCUGAAUUUUCUUCUACUGCUGUUUGCAAGUUACAGAAAAAUCUUUUGGAAUAGUUGUGCA